AUGUCUCAGUACCAUGUACUACCAAGAAACUUGACCAGUUUGCCAACAAAGGCCAAAAACAAGAAAGGACAAGGCUACCUAAUAUCCCCCCAAAAUGGCAGAUCCUCAGAACCAUGUAAAAGCAUUUAUGGAAAAAGAAAUAAGUUGGAUAAAAAGAUAAUCCUAGAAUAUUAUAACACUGCAAUGGCUUCUUCAGUGGAAAACAACAUGUAUGUAAACAAAGUGUGGGUUCAAUGUGACAAUGAAAGUUGUUUGAAAUGGAGAUUGUUGACAAGUGAGGAUGCAGCCAGAAUUGACCACAAUGAACCAUGGUAUUGCAUCAUGAACACUGAUUCAAGAUAUAAUAAGUGCUCUAUUUCUGAAGAAGACUUUCCUGAGGAGUCUCAGCUUCAUCAAAGUGGAUUUAAGAUUGUCUAUUCACAGCUACCUCUUGGAAGCCUGGUUUUGGUAAAAUUACAGAAUUGGCCAAAUUGGCCAGGGAUACUUUGCCCUGAUCCUUUUAAAGGGAAAUACGUGACCUAUGACCUGGAUGGAAAUGUUGAACAGUAUCACAUAGAAUUCUUGGGUGAUCCCCAUUCAAGAUCAUGGAUAAAUGCAACAUUUGUCGGGCAUUUUAGUAUCACAUUAAAGCCAGGACUAUGUAAGAACAAAAAGAAGUGGUAUAAAAGUGCGCUAGAAGAAGCAUACCUCCUUUAUCGAUGUUCUCCGGAGCAACGACUGGAAAUGUGCUGCCUGUCAAAACAGGAUACAUCCCAAGCAGAAGGCAAAGUUGCUGUGGUGGUCAAGAAAAGGAUGCAAAUUUCCAAAAAUAACACUAAAAAGAAAAGGCCCACAUUUAGAAAAAGGAAGAGGAAAGCUAUUUUAAAAUGCUCUUUUGAAAAUGUUUGCUCAGCUGAUGCCUUAUCAAAGGAAAACCUGGUUGUCUCUGAGACAGAAAUUUUACUAAAAGAACUGGAGCAAAUGCUACAACAAGCUCUAGAACCCACAGCAACACCUGAUGAGUCUGAAGAGGACCGUGGAGAGGAAAACAAUACAAGAGAAAAGUUCUCUAAAUGCAGCUCUGAAGCUUCUGUGUGCAGUCCAUUUGAAAACCACUAUGAAGAGGACUGUCUUGUAAUUGAUGGGAUAAAACUAAAAGCUGGGGAAUGUAUUGAAAACAUAACUAACAAGUUUAAAGAAAUAGAUGCUUUGAUGUCUGAAUUUUAG
Molecule: messenger RNA, 1206 nt
Organism: Rhinolophus ferrumequinum (greater horseshoe bat)
Lineage: Eukaryota; Metazoa; Chordata; Mammalia; Chiroptera; Rhinolophidae
Gene: ZCWPW2
Product: zinc finger CW-type and PWWP domain containing 2
Exons: 10
Coding region: 1-1206 (401 amino acids)
Cellular component (GO): nucleus
Molecular function (GO): zinc ion binding
Source: RefSeq, a predicted model, not a curated record